AAUAAGUCCCUUGGAGGGUCACAUGACUCUACAGCGCUCAAGGCAGAUCUCUUCUCAUAAGGGUUCUGUGUGAGCCUCUAAAACCCAUGAUUUUUCUCUGCAGAUGUAGGAAGAAAGGAGGUGGAUGGAUAGAUAAGCAUGGCCUUGCUCCUGGUCUCCGUACUGGCAUUCCUGAGCCUGGGGUCCGGAUGUCAUCAUCAGAUCUGUCACUGCUCUAACAGGGUUUUCCUCUGCCAAGAGAGCCAGGUGACAGAGAUUCCCUCGGACCUGCCCAGGAAUGCAGUUGAACUGAGGUUUGUCCUCACCAAACUUCAAGUGAUCCCCAAAGGAGCAUUUUCAGGAUUUGUGGACCUGGAGAAAAUAGAGAUCUCACAGAAUGAUGUCUUGGAAGUGAUAGAGGCCAAUGUGUUCUCCAAUCUGCCCAAGUUACAUGAAAUUAGAAUUGAAAAAGCCAACAACUUGCUGUACAUCGACCCUGAGGCUUUCCAGAACCUUCCCAACCUCCGAUAUUUGUUAAUAUCCAACACAGGCAUUAAGCACUUGCCAGCUGUUCACAAGAUUCAAUCUCUCCAGAAGGUUCUACUAGAUAUUCAAGAUAACAUAAACAUCCACACAGUUGAAGGAAAUUCUUUUGUGGGACUGAGUUUUGAAAGUAUGAUUCUAUGGCUGAAUAAAAACGGGAUUCAAGAAAUACACAACUGUGCAUUCAAUGGAACCCAGCUAGAUGAGCUGAAUCUAAGUGAUAACAAUCAUUUGGAAGAACUGCCUAAUGAUGUUUUCCAGGGAGCCUCUGGACCAGUCAUUCUAGAUAUUUCAAGAACCAGAAUCCGCUCCUUGCCAAGCUAUGGCUUAGAAAAUCUUAAGAAGCUACGGGCCAGGUCGGCUUACAACUUAAAAAAACUUCCCAGUCUGGAAAAGUUUGUCUCACUCAUGGAGGCCAGUCUCACCUACCCCAGCCACUGCUGUGCCUUUGCAAACUGGAGACGGCAAACCUCUGAGCUUCAUCCAAUUUGCAACAAAUCUAUUUUAAGGCAAGAAAUUGAUGAUAUGACUCAGGCUAGGGGUCAGAGAGUCUCUUUGGCAGAAGAUGAUGAGUCCAGUUACACCAAAGAAUAUGACACAAUGUAUGGUGAAUUUGACUAUGACUUAUGCAAUGAAGUAGUUGAUGUGACUUGCUCUCCUAAGCCAGAUGCAUUCAACCCAUGUGAAGAUAUCAUGGGGUAUGAUAUUCUCAGAGUCUUGAUAUGGUUUAUAAGUAUCCUCGCCAUCACGGGGAACAUCGUAGUACUGGUGAUUCUGACUACCAGCCAGUAUAAACUCACAGUUCCCCGGUUCCUUAUGUGCAACCUAGCCUUUGCUGAUCUCUGCAUUGGAGUCUACCUGCUGCUCAUAGCAUCAGUUGAUAUCCACACCAAAAGCCAAUACCACAACUAUGCCAUUGAUUGGCAAACUGGAGCUGGCUGUGAUGCUGCGGGCUUUUUCACUGUCUUUGCCAGUGAGCUCUCAGUCUACACUCUGACAGCCAUCACGCUGGAAAGAUGGCAUACCAUUACCCAUGCCAUGCAGGUAGACUGCAGAAUGCAGCUCCGCCAUGCUGUCAGCAUCAUGCUGAUAGGCUGGGUCUUUGCUUUUAUAGUUGCGCUCUUUCCCAUUGUCGGCAUCAGUAGCUACAUGAAGGUUAGCAUCUGCCUGCCUAUGGAUAUUGACAGCCCCUUGUCACAGCUGUAUGUAAUGUCGCUCCUUGUACUCAAUGUCCUAGCCUUUGUGGUCAUCUGUGGCUGCUACACCCACAUCUACCUCACAGUGAGGAACCCCAACAUCGUGUCUUCCUCUAGUGACACCAAGAUUGCCAAGCGAAUGGCCAUGCUCAUCUUCACGGACUUCCUCUGCAUGGCACCCAUCUCUUUCUUUGCCAUCUCGGCUUCCCUCAAGGUACCCCUCAUCACUGUGUCCAAAUCAAAGAUCCUCCUGGUCCUAUUCUACCCCAUCAACUCCUGCGCCAACCCCUUCCUCUACGCCAUCUUCACCAAAAACUUCCGCAGGGACUUCUUCAUUCUGCUGAGCAAGUUUGGCUGGUAUGAAAUGCAAGCCCAGCUAUAUAGGACAGAAACCUCAUCCACUGCCCAUCACUCCCAUCCACGGAAUGGCCACUGCCCUCCAGCUCACAGGGUCACCAAUGGUUCCAAUUAUACACUUGUCCCUCUAAGCCACGUAGCCCAGAACUAAACCAAAAUAUGCAAAUCUAUCUAAGUCUUGAGUGAUAAUUUAGUCUCACCUUUGAAGAAUGUGCCAUUAGAUACUGACAGAGAGCUGCUACAUACAUCUAAUUUAAUCUUCUUGGUAUACCUGUAAGGUAAAUCAGUCAGGAACUAUUAACUCCAUGUGGUAGAUUAGGAAGUUCAAGUAUUAAUGACAAUAAUUCAAUGUUAUGUCACAUUUGUUUUAUGCUUUAUAGUGCUUUGUUCAGAUUAUCUCAAAUGAUUGUUAUAAAAGUCCUGUAAACAAGGCCCUCCUUGGUGGCGCAGGUGGCGCAGGUGGCUGAGCGCUGCACUAUGAAGAUGUCCACAGCCUUUGCAGCAUGGGUUCAAUACCGGCCGGCCGGCAAGAAUUCCACAUGGCAAAGCAGACCUCUCCUGUCUCAGCCUCUGUUCCCCUCAGCAGUGUAUUUCGUCAGUCUGCCUGUUCUGUUCCCCACUCUCUCUCCGGUGAAUCCUCUCACCCUCCCGCACAUCUGGCCUGUACCCCGGUUCUUGUAUAAAAAUAAAUAAAUCUUUUUAAAAAAAGCCCUAUAAACAAGCAGGACAGGGUGUGAAUGUUGGAGUUUUAUAGAUUUUAUAGAUGAGGAAACCAAUACUCGAAGGGUUAGGUAGUUUGUUCAAAACUGCUUGCCUCGUCAGGAGCAAGCAUUGGUACUUUCAGAGAACUUAACAGGAGAAGCAGCACAGUAUCUAUUCAUUUGUUCAAAAAGCAUUCUUUGAACAUGCAUGUGAUGACUUUGCUAUGUGUCACUUUGGAUAGGCUGAACUACAUUUCCCAGGAUUUCUUGUUUCC
This is a messenger RNA of Talpa occidentalis (Iberian mole), 3051 nucleotides long. RefSeq names its product follicle stimulating hormone receptor (gene FSHR). Gene Ontology annotation, cellular component: membrane. The transcript is spliced from 10 exons. Lineage: Eukaryota; Metazoa; Chordata; Mammalia; Eulipotyphla; Talpidae. Gene Ontology annotation, molecular function: G protein-coupled receptor activity; follicle-stimulating hormone receptor activity. Gene Ontology annotation, biological process: male gonad development; follicle-stimulating hormone signaling pathway. The coding region runs from base 139 to 2226 and encodes 695 amino acids. The record is from RefSeq and is a predicted model, not a curated record.